GGGAGGGCGGCGGAGGCCUCGGAGUCGGAGUCGGAACGCGGCGCGGGGUCGCGCCUGGGUCCCGGGCGCCAGGCCUCUGGCCAGGGCAGUCGCGGGUCUCCGUGCAGCGCCGCCCCUCGGGCUGGGGAACUUGUCCCGCGCGCCUCGCCUGCAGCCGCCUGCGCCUCCUCGGCCGCGCCGCCCCCGUCUCCGGUCGCGGCCGCGCGGCUCUGGCUUACAAAGGAGGGAAAAUGCGGCGGGCAGCGGCGCAGCGCGGGGGCCCCCGGGCGGCGGGGAUCGCGGCCGCCCCCGGCACCACGUAAGACGCCCCCGCGCGCCCAGCCUCGGCCCAGGCCCGAGCCCCGCAGGCAGGCGAGCGCUGCGCGUCGCCCGCGGCCCGCGAGGAGGCGGAGGAGCAGGACGAGGCGCCGCCUUCCCCGCGCCGCGCGCCCUCGCCCGCCGUUGUCUGCGCUGCGCUGCGCUGGACCAGUUUCGCGAAGUUGCCCGGGCCCCGCGUCGCCCAGAUGUGCGACCUCAUUGAACCGCAGCCGGCCGAGAAGAUCGGCAAGAUGAAGAAGUUGAGGAGAACUUUGUCCGAGAGUUUCAGCCGCAUCGCUCUGAAGAAAGACGACACCACCUUUGAUGAGAUAUGUGUCACAAAGAUGUCUACACGGAACUGCCAGGGAAUGGAUUCAGUGAUCAAGCACCUGGACACGAUUCCUGAAGAUAAAAAAGUCAGGGUUCAGAGGACGCAGAGCACCUUUGACCCAUUCGAGAAACCGGCCAAUCAGGUCAAAAGGGUACACUCAGAGAACAAUGCUUGCAUUAACUUUAAGUCCUCCGCUGCUGGCAAAGAGUCACCUAAAGUCAGGCGGCAUUCCAGCCCCAGCUCGCCAACAAGUCCCAAAUUUGGAAAAGCUGACUCAUACGAAAAACUGGAAAAACUAGGGGAAGGAUCAUAUGCAACAGUAUACAAAGGGAAAAGCAAGGUAAACGGAAAGCUGGUGGCUCUAAAGGUGAUCAGGCUGCAGGAGGAAGAGGGUACGCCUUUCACAGCCAUCAGAGAAGCUUCUCUGCUGAAAGGAUUAAAGCAUGCAAACAUCGUGCUUCUUCAUGACAUCAUCCACACCAAGGAAACACUGACACUUGUCUUUGAAUAUGUGCACACUGAUUUAUGUCAGUACAUGGACAAGCACCCUGGAGGACUCCAUCCAGAUAAUGUGAAGUUGUUUUUAUUUCAGUUGCUGCGAGGGCUGUCUUACAUCCACCAGCGUUAUAUUUUGCACAGAGACCUGAAACCGCAGAACCUUCUCAUCAGUGACACGGGGGAGUUGAAGCUGGCAGAUUUCGGUCUGGCAAGAGCAAAAUCCGUCCCUAGCCACACGUACUCCAAUGAAGUGGUUACCUUGUGGUACAGACCUCCAGACGUUCUCCUGGGCUCUACAGAGUACUCCACCUGCCUGGACAUGUGGGGAGUCGGCUGUAUCUUUGUUGAGAUGAUCCAAGGAGUCGCUGCAUUUCCAGGAAUGAAAGACAUUCAGGAUCAACUUGAACGGAUAUUUCUGGUUCUUGGAACACCAAACGAGGACACGUGGCCUGGAGUUCAUUCUUUACCACAUUUUAAGCCAGAACGAUUUACCGUGUACAGCUCUAAAAGCCUUAGACAAGCAUGGAAUAAGCUCAGCUAUGUAAAUCACGCCGAGGACCUGGCCUCCAAGCUUCUACAGUGUUCCCCAAAGAACAGGCUGUCAGCACAGGCCGCCUUGAGCCACGAGUAUUUCAGCGAUCUGCCCCCGCGGCUAUGGGAGCUGACCGAUAUGUCUUCUAUUUUUACUGUCCCAAAUGUGAGAUUGCAACCCGAAGCUGGAGAGAGCAUGAGGGCCUUUGGAAAAAACAAUAGUUACGGGAAAAGUCUAUCGAACAGCAAGCACUGACGAGCCCAGCAUCCUCGGGAGAGCACAGGAUUAAGUCGUCAUCAUUCUGGGAAGAAAAAGAGGAAGAAGAAAAAUAAAUAAAUAAAUAAAUACAUAAAUAAAUAAAUAAAUACCACUAAUAAAGUGGUCACCCGUGCAAGGGAUCCCUGGAUCGGUUCUCUUCUGCUCCCUGCAGUGGAUUUCACUGACAGGAAAACUGAAGCUGGAAGACCCCGUUUCCUCUGCAGUUCAUUUAAAACCUUGCACGCAUUUGGAUACCUUGUGAUUUCCAAGAACGUACGUGAAGAUUAAGCUUCGCUUACUGAUACGUGGCAUGUAUCCCUUUCGGUCUUUUGUGUCUGAUUCCGUUUGAUUUCCCCCUGCCACACAGUGUCUCUUGUGAAGGGUUUUCCUGCUUUCAGCAGCCUCGUCUUAAAUACAUGAAGACAGCACAUUUGCUGUCCACAUUUCCUCCAUCGUGUCUGCACUUGAAAGCCACACGGUGGCAGGAAACAGUGCGUGUGUUUUCCCCGAGAGCGGAGUGCAUUCUGCAACCACCAGGAAGGACAUUCUUUCUGCUAAAACAAACCCCAUGUUUUCUGACGGACUAGACAGCAUGUUCCCAGGCAGCAGGGCCCUACCUGUCGCUUGCCUUGGAGGACGUUUGGAAACGUGAGGUUUUUUUUUUUCUUUUCUUUUAUCCUUGGAAAUGAGCACAUAGGAGACCAAAAUCCACUUAACAUUUCAAUAGCAUGACUGUUUCUGAGCAGGUCUUAGGUAGAGAGACAAGUACCGAAAACAAAGACAGGGUGAAUGAAGGUUGAUAAUUAUUAUUUUUUUAAGCCUGUAGAAAGCAAGGCAACUUUUUACAUGUGUUCUGGGUCUUGUCAACAUCUUCCUUUUUUCCAUCAACUCUGUAUUAUUAAACUGUUAUACUCUGUAUUUUUUUAACUGGAGAAAAUAGUAAGGAAUAGCAUUCUUAAAACUUGGGUGCAAAGAAAAAAAAGAGUCUGUCAGGAUAGGUCCCGAAAGCAGUCUUGGCUGAUUAAAGCUUAAAAAUCAAAUUUAAAAAUUAUCCAGAGUUAAAAAUUUGCUUGCUUAUGGCGAAGGACCUUUGAUUGUUCAGAAACAUUCCAAGCUAUCCAGAAGGCAUCACCGGAUAUGGACUUUAAACGAGUCUUCAGUAGCAACUGUUCAAAGGCAGAUCUUAUAAGCAAUGCAGGAGUUUUGCUUAAAGAAUAAAAAUGGCAAAGCAAGGCCCUUGUUUUAAGGACCUCUGGGACCUUGCACGUUUAGGGCAAGUCUGUGCCACUGGGAGAGAGGGAUGCCCUAGCAUACAUUGACCAUUGGUCUGAGGCAGCUGCCCAGUGCCCGCUACUACCACAGGCAGCCUCACUGCUGAAUCCCAGGAAAGCGGGCCCAAGGAGCAGGUAGGCAGCUUCAUGUGAAGUAUGCCCUUUGCUCCUCCUGACACAAAUCCCCAUGGAAAUGCAAUGCAUCUGUGUACAGUGGUCUGUGUUUUAUUCUUCCCAAGAAAGAGGAGAAGCUACAAGCUGGAAACGUUGCACACAAUUUUAGGAUCAGGACUAAAAAUCACAAUGCAGUUUCACAAGGGUUUUCUGAUUCUCCAAUGGGGAAGAAGCUUCCUUGUAGUCAAAUCCAGUGCAUCCUGGGAAGUAGAUCGAGGUUCCAGGAAGUAGAUUAAACUUUCAAAGGCAUCGGGUCUGAGUAAGAGGUGUAACUGAUCCCCCAGCCUAUCAGAGGGGUCACUCAGUGUGAUGUCACAAACGCUAAACAAGGAACUCCUUUCAGAAUGGUUUGAAAGAAAGCAAAGGACACCCAAGGUGACAGUGUUUACUCUUCACUACCUGGGAAUCCUUUCUCGUUCCUCUUUUGUACAUUCCUUCCACGGGAAGUCUUUGCAGGGAUUUUGAUUUAAAGUAUAGUUAAAUUGGGAGUUCUUUAAGUGGGGAGAAAACUUUAUGUGUAAUUAAGAACAGCCUCCCCUGUGAUUUGAAUCGUCCAUUCAUCUGGGGGCAGGGAAGAGGUUGUGUUUGGAUUUCACUAAGUGUAAGUCAGGAGCUCCAUACUAAUGUCGAAAGGUUUCAAUAAGAACAUAAAGGCAGCUAGAGGUCCAGGCCCUUGUCUAGACAGCUUCUCCUGGGAAGUAAGACAUAACACUGCUCGGUGUGGGGUCUGCCUUUCGACAGGCACGCCUCUCAGGUUUAAAGGGUUUCAGUUUCCUGUCCUUGUCAUCAAGGAAGGAAAUCCAAAGUGUCUGACCCUCCCCCUCCACCCAACAUGGUCACAGCCCCCUUCCCUGGCUUUACUCUCCUUGCCUCUCUAAGGGCGUCAUGAAAAUCAGUGCAGACUUUGUUCGUUACCACGUCCUUGUACCGUUGAGAGAGCACUGGAAUGUUUGGUGAGAUUAUUUUUCUAUGAAGCUUGAGUUUGGACAGCUGCUAAGAAUAGCACCAAUACCUUGGCACAGCAAUUGUAUCAAAGCAACCUCACUGCACACAGUAUUUGGAAAGGAAGCAUGGGACUUAGUUUCCAUCUUCUUAAGGGGAACCGUUUAAUUAAUUAAGAAAUACAACACUACAUAGGACAGGAAAAUGUGUUUGCUGUAAAAUUAGAAGUAUGAGGCAGGGGCAGCUAUCUGCCCACCAUGCAAGGAUGAACACCUGUUUCUAGCUCUCGAGUGACUAAAGGUUUCCAAGGGAGUCAGUGGGACUGUGGGAAACCAGGGCCUCUUGGUACCCUCUCCUCAGUGUGUGUGACACCCACCGUAAUCAGUACUCUAUGUAUGCAUCCGUAGCAGACACUCAUCUGUGAAUAUCGCUGGGUUUGUAAUCUUUUGUUCUGUAAGAAGAUGUUUAGGCUGUACAUACUGGGGUAGACCAUUGCCUGCCCCUCUACAUAGAAAUAUGCUGCAUAAUUGUGCAUAACUUCCUUCUCCGUUGCUGGCUUAUAGACAGAGGAAACUGAAGGCUACCAUACGGUUUCCUCGUAUACCAGACUGAAAACUCUUAAAUCUCAAAUGAAGUAAGCAAGUUCCUAGUCUCACUGCCCCCUUUCACAGCAGCAUAAAUUAGAGGCACAUUUAAAAGGGAAAAAAAAAUCUUUGUUUUGUAAGUGGGCUUUCGGUUUUUUCUUGUUUCUUUUUCUUCCUCCCCUCCUCCCCCACGGGUUUAUACAAUGCGCUGAGAUGUGUACCUUUUAAUGGGGUUAGAACCGCAGAGACUCAUCGUGCUUCAGCACAGCACAUAGCCAGGAGAAUGGAAUACUACAUGUUGCAUACGUGUUGCCAAUUGUAAUUUGUCUGUACUACGAAGGAUGUAAUGGUUUGUCAGCUGCCAUUGUUGUUUUCUGUAACAUGAUAUGGAAUAAAGUAUAGCCGAAUCUGCAUAUA
Molecule: messenger RNA, 5304 nt
Organism: Rattus norvegicus (Norway rat)
Lineage: Eukaryota; Metazoa; Chordata; Mammalia; Rodentia; Muridae
Gene: Cdk14
Product: cyclin-dependent kinase 14
Exons: 15
Coding region: 504-1913 (469 amino acids)
Biological process (GO): regulation of cell cycle; G2/M transition of mitotic cell cycle; regulation of canonical Wnt signaling pathway
Cellular component (GO): nucleoplasm; cytoplasmic cyclin-dependent protein kinase holoenzyme complex; cyclin-dependent protein kinase holoenzyme complex
Molecular function (GO): ATP binding; kinase activity; cyclin binding
Source: RefSeq, marked validated